AUGGCAUCAGGAGGCAAAGCCGCACACUCGCUUAUCAGUCCCAGAAGGUUAACGACGCUGUUUGCGUCUCUGCUGGUCGCACUGGGAGCGGGGACGAACUAUGUUUAUUCUGCAUACGCACCGCAAUUAGGCGCACGGCUAAAGAUCAACCACACUCAAUUGAAUAUAAUAGGACUUGCCGGGAAUGUUGGCGUAUAUAGCUCGGGCCCUAUAUGGGGUAGAAUAGUGGAUAAGAGAGGGCCACAGCCUCUUCUCAUUACUUCGGCGUGCUUCCUGCUACUCGGUUACCUGGGGAUUCGACGUGUGUACGAUGCUGGACCAGGCGCUUACGAUGGGCUUGCGUUUGCCCUCCUCGUGGCGUGCGGAUAUUUGACAGGCUCAGGCGGCAAUGCCGGAUUGUGCAGUGCAGUCAACUCGACCGCCAAAAGCUUUCCGGACGAAGCGCGCGCAACCGCAGCAGGCAUUGUACUCUCCGGCUUCGGCUUGUCGGCCUUCUUCUUCUCGACAGUGGCGCAUGUAGCAUUCCCAGGGAGCACAUCCUCAUUUCUCCUGCUUCUCGCCCUCGGUACCUCGCUACCCAUGAUUCUUGGCUUUUUUCUGGUUCGACCCGUACCUUUUCAGCCCGUUGAACCAGCCCAUGUUUUGGAAAGCGGUGCACCAGAGGACGAAGACGUGCCUAACGUCACGGUCGAGACGAUCUUCGAGCGGGAAAACAAUUCUCACACGCACCUCCUCAGCCGCAGAGAGUCUCUGGAGGAACACAUGCCCAUUCUGGGUCAUGAACAAUACGCUACUGAAUACGUGGUUCCGCACACAUCUGAUUCGGUGGAGCUCAGUCCGACUCGCGAAGAAUUUCUUGGGCUGAGUAGGCAUCGGUCGAGAAGUCGGUUAGCCAGUCACCGGAGUUUGAGCAGGCCAGUCGUAAAGACCGAAAUGCACCAACCUAACAUACACGGCAAAGCGCUGUGGACAUCAUCAGAUUUCUGGCUAAUCCUAACAAUUAUGUCGCUAUUAAGUGGAACCGGCCUGAUGUAUAUCAACAAUGUGGGCUCGAUCUCCGAGGCCCUAUCUGCGCAGGGCAAUCCUGACUACGAUGAAGUCGAGGCCGCUCGUCUGCAAGCGAGGCAGGUUUCGACAGUAAGCAUAACGAACUGUCUAGGCCGCAUUCUUGUAGGCAUGUUGGCUGAUUUUGUGAAGAACCGACUACACAUGCCAAGGUCCUACUGCGCGACAGUCAUCUCGACGUUUUUCUUGAUAUCUCAGGUGUUGGUCAUCUUCACUGAAGACGCACGGCAACUGUGGAAAGCAAGUGCUCUACUUGGCUUGGCCUACGGAGGGAUGAUGGGAUUGUUUCCUAUUCUUUGCAUAGAAUGGUUCGGGAUGCCUCACUUCUCUGAGAACUGGGGGUUCCUCUCUCUAUCGCCCUUACUAGGCGGGAAUCUCUUCUCCAUCGCAUUCGGUCGUAACCUAGACGCGCACGCCCCUCUCGAAGAUGCCGACCAGAGGGAGACAGCGAUAGUUGGUGUGGCCCUGAACCACGCAGGCCAUGUUGCUAACAAAAUGUCGACCCUUUUCCGACGCGGAGGCGUGCCGUCCCCACAUCAGUGUUUCGAGGGCUCAGAAUGCUAUGUUGCUAGCCUGUACAUGACCACCAUCGCCUGUUCAAUAGCGCUGGGACUGAGUGUCUGGGCUGGCUGGAGGGAUAACAGACGGGCAAGAGAGGCGUUGAAGGAGAGGGCUGGCGGGGAAGUCAUUUGGGAGGAGGAAGAGGAGGAGGCGUAAUAUUCUGCGAUGACUUGUACUAUACAUGUUCGUAUAGAUGAAUAUAGGCUAGGACAUAGAUUGGUAGAUAUUUGCGGAAUUCAUGUUACCACG
Molecule: messenger RNA, 1875 nt
Organism: Gloeophyllum trabeum ATCC 11539
Lineage: Eukaryota; Fungi; Basidiomycota; Agaricomycetes; Gloeophyllales; Gloeophyllaceae
Product: MFS general substrate transporter
Exons: 9
Coding region: 1-1782 (593 amino acids)
Biological process (GO): transmembrane transport
Cellular component (GO): membrane
Molecular function (GO): transmembrane transporter activity
Source: RefSeq, a predicted model, not a curated record